Messenger RNA from Batrachochytrium dendrobatidis JAM81, 879 nucleotides. RefSeq lists its product as uncharacterized. Gene Ontology annotation, cellular component: cytoplasm; nucleus. Bases 1 to 879 code for a protein of 292 amino acids. Gene Ontology annotation, molecular function: histone deacetylase binding. The transcript is spliced from 3 exons. NCBI's taxonomy places the organism in Eukaryota, Fungi, Chytridiomycota, Chytridiomycetes, Rhizophydiales. The record is from RefSeq and is a predicted model, not a curated record.
AUGCUACAGAGGAAAUCAACAAAAACUGCUGCGACUACCAACCAUCAAUCACCUCAAUGCGAAUCUACUCGCACGACAGCAAAACUGCAAUUACCUGUUGCUUGCAGUUACACUGAGCCUGUAUGGGAUCUAUUUGCAUACAUAUCUGCCGAAACGUACUCUUUUCUGCUCUGUAUUGUUGCUGAUUUUCAACGACAUUCUACUGACUCUGCCAGCGAUUGCAUCCACGAUGACAAGAUUGCUGCAAUGCUGCGAGAUAUCGCCCGUAUGUUACCCAUCCAAACAGUUUUUUGCAAGAUUUUAGAAUCUUGGGCUGAUUCUUGUGAUUUUGUUGAAACCCCCGAUUGCUCCCAACGGUCCAAAAGCUGCACGAUUGCAGCAGAAUGCAAGGAUGCAGCCAACAAAUCUUGGAAAAAGGGAAUUCGCCAAAAUGCACUUAUUGGAUGGUCUCAGGGACUUCGAUUUGCUGGCACUCAUCGUCAUGAUUGCUCUAAACCGGAGAUAGCAGGGAUCUUGUAUGCCAACAGAUCGCUUGUUUUUUUUAGUGCCAAACUCUACGAGCACGCCUAUCUGGAUAUCCGUCGUGCACUCAUGUGCGGCUACCCAACUGAUUCUAUGCACAAGCUGCUUCGACGUAAAGCACUUUGUAUCAAGCAUUUAGGCACACAGUCUGGUUAUGAAGAUGCAGAAUUGGUUUUAUACGAAGCAUUGGAUGCUAGCAGACGAGCUAAAAAUAUCGAGUUUCAGCAGACAAUUAUAAAAGAUUUGCAGAAUUUGGCACUACAAAGCGCAUCUAAAAACGACUCGACAACAGCUGAAGUUUCCAGCAACUUUCCAAACUCCGUCGACGGGAAAGCCUACAACGAAACAGGACUUUGA